GACUUGGCACAUGUGUCACUCGGGACGAAGGUUUCCACCUGGAAUGCAAAAAGAUUCCAAUUAAGCGUAAUUCUCAAUGUAUUGACAAGUCCCUACUAGCUCCUCGCUCUCAGCUUACGUUAGCCGCCUUCAACGUCCGAACCCUUAUGCAGAUUGGAUCACAGGCAGCUCUCGCUCGCACUUUGGAGACUCUCGCCAUCGAUGUUUGUUGUCUAUCCGAGACCCGAAUUCAAGACUCUUGUACUGUACUGCAGCUCACCUCUCCGUCUGUCGAUUCAAAAAGCUCGUUUACAUUGCGCUUAUCCGGGGACACACCUGCUCAAGCGGCUGGAGUGGCCGGAGUGGGAAUUGCGUUAAGCGCACGUGCAGAGAAUGCCUUGGUUGAAUGGAUCCCAAUCAAUAGCAGACUCUGUGCGGUUCGACUGGAGACCUCGGUGAAACCCUCGAAACAAGAGCGUACCAAACGAUGUUUGUUUGUUAUCUCUGCUUAUGCUCCCACAGACUGCAGCUCGGAUGCAGUCAAAGAUGAAUUCUACGAACGCCUCACCGAACUCCUCCACAAAAAGCGUCGCACAGACAUUGUGGUACUUGCAGGAGACUUGAACGCACAAUUGGGUAGAUUAGCGGCUGAUGAACGUGAACUUGGUGGUAGACAUACUCAUGGUUCUCAUCGAACAGACAAUGGCGAACGCCUCUUGCAUUUUUGUGCAGACCACGGUCUGUUUCUGUCGAGUACCAAUUUUCGACGUUCAUGGCGUCAACGUGCCACCUGGAGACCUUCAACACCUGGUCAAUCGUGGACUCAAAUCGACCACAUCGCCAUCAGCUAUCGUUGGCGAGGCUGCAUAACUGACUGUAAAUCAAUAUGGAGCACCUGCCUUUCAUCUGAUCACGCACUGUUAUACGCUCGGUUUGCAUUGCGUUUUGGUGGUUGCCCAAAACGUAACCGGAAACGGAUCGAUGCUGAGAAACUUGCCGAUCCACAAAUGCUCGAAAAAUACCAAAAAGUGCUAGCUUCCAGGCUUGCAGUUGUCGCAACCCCAGACGUUGAUGCACACUGGAGCCAUAUCCGUAGUGCAAUGUACAAGUCCGCAAUCGCUGUUUGCGGCUUCACAAAGCGUGCUGUAAAACACUGGAUCUCCGCUCGAUCUCUGGAACUUCUCGACGCUCGCCGGAACAUUCCUUCCGGCAGCGAGUACAAUUCUAUCCGCAAAAUUACAAACGCGGAACUCAAAGCGCAUCUCCGCCAAGAUCGGGAGGCCUGGUGGGAACAACGCGCGACUGAGCUGGAACAGGCUGCCAUGUGUGGUAACCAUCGAAAGUUGUUCCAGCUCAUCCGAGCCACUGGUGGAAAAAUGCCUGCUGUAAGUGAGACGAUCUGUGAGGUAGAUGGUGCGCCAAUUCACAAUUUACAACGGCGACUCGAACGUUGGGCGGAACACUUCGAACAGCAGUUCAACUGGCCUUCAGCGCCGUUGACCUUGUCAUCCAGCACACAGAAUGUUCCAUGGUCUGUGGAUGUUUCACCACCAACAGAAACCGAAGUUUCUAACGAGCUUCGACUUUUGAAGCGCCACAAAUCACCUGGCCCAGACGAACUCCCUCCGGCUCUUUUUAAAGAUGGGGGUCCUAUCCUUAUCAAGGAGCUCACAUCCCUUCUUCAGAAGGUGUGGUCAAGCGAAUUUGUUCCGUCAGAAUGGGGUAUGGCUGACAUCAUUCCCAUCUUUAAAAAGGGUCUACGUAACGUAUGCAAUAAUCAUCGAGGGAUUAGUCUUCUUCCAGUCGCGUCCAAGAUUUUGGCCUCCAUCAUACUUCGCAGACUCAGUCGAGCACGUGAACAGAAUAUCCGCGAGGAACAAGCUGGUUUUCGUCCUGGUCGGGGUUGUUCAGAUCACAUCUUCACUCUCC
Molecule: messenger RNA, 1908 nt
Organism: Myotis brandtii (Brandt's bat)
Lineage: Eukaryota; Metazoa; Chordata; Mammalia; Chiroptera; Vespertilionidae
Exons: 1
Source: RefSeq, a predicted model, not a curated record